Messenger RNA from Halichondria panicea, 693 nucleotides. Its product is annotated as sushi, nidogen and EGF-like domain-containing protein 1. The record is from RefSeq and is a predicted model, not a curated record. Gene Ontology annotation, biological process: cell-matrix adhesion. Lineage: Eukaryota; Metazoa; Porifera; Demospongiae; Suberitida; Halichondriidae. The coding region runs from base 1 to 693 and encodes 230 amino acids. The transcript has 3 exons.
AUGGAAGGUAGAUCUAAAAAGACAAUCAUCUUUUUGCUGUCAUUUGUGACUUGUUUGCUGGCUAUUCCACGGGAGGAGUUUUAUUCCUUUGGACAAAAUUCAGGGGAUACGACUGUGCCCUCAAACGAUGAUGGAUCAUCUGAACAGAUCACUCUACAGUUUGGCUCAUUCUCUUACUUCGAAAAGCAGUAUACUAACCUGUUUGUGAACCCAAAUGGAGUUAUCUCCUUUGAUGCUGCAGUCUCAACUGUCACUCCUCAAUCAUUUCCGUUGUCCGGAUUGUUUCUGAUUGCCCCCUAUUGGGCUGACGUGGAUACAAAUGGAACAGGUACUGUGUACUACAGGGAGACACGAGAUAACGAUGUUCUAAGACAAGCUAGAAACGAUAUAAUGACGUUUUUUUCGAGAAGAUUCCUUCCAAUUUUUGUUUUCAUUGCCACUUGGGAUAGAGUUGGACACACUGACCGGACCAAAGAAGAUGCCUCAGGGAGCACCAAUGGAUUUGGGGGAACCCCUGCACAAGUUGGAUUCAAUGCUGGUGAUGGGAAGAGGUUCUUUAGUGUGCCAGGCUCACUAAUCAUGAAUAUUGAUUCCACUACCAAUGUGAAUAUACCGGGCGUAUGGACAUUUCAAGUCAACGGUGAUAUUGCACGAUGCUCUGACCCUGAGGACAUGGAAAAUAGUAAGCCUUAA